GAGAGAUAAAGACAGAGGUAAGAGGGAUAAAGUCUGAUAAGGCUGCACCAGUCAGCUGGCUACAGUAGAGAGACAGAGAAGAGUGAUAGGGUGAGUGGAUCUGUAUCCUCUGCUGCUGCAGCUUCUCUCUCUCACUGACUGACUGAUCAAACACAGAUGAUGUCAUCGGAGCACCUGACCUGUGGUUGGCUGCAGCAGCUACUCAUUGUGCUUCUAAAGCUUUGCCUUGCGUUUGCUGGGCCUUUGCGAGUGCUCAAUGGAACUGAAUGCACAGCCAAGGGUCCUGCUUCCUACAUCCUGGUCUUUACAGGUCACUGGAGCCCACAGGCCUUUCCCAAGCAGUAUCCACUGUUCCGUCCCCCUGCACAGUGGUCCAAACUCAUAGCGGUAAGCCAUACUCGUCAUUUUCGACUGUGGGAGGAGGGUGCUUCGGCCAGUGCAGGAGUGCAGAUCUUUGCUGAACUCGGGUUGACAGUGGAGCUGAUGAAGGCAGCCAAGGAGGCCAGAAAGAGACGCGUGGUUGGCGCCAUGUACCGAACGGCAGGAAUCCCUAAUGGCAUCGGGCACAGCUCCACAGAGUUGCUCAUGCAGCCCCGGAACUCCGUGUUGUCAGUGAUGGUGAAGAUGAUCCCCAGCCCUGACUGGUUUGUCGGUGUGGACAGCGUAAACCUUUGCGAGGGCAGCGAGUGGAAACAGGAAGUGACCAUUGACCUCCAUCCUUAUGAUGCAGGGACAGACAGCGGAUUCACUUUCUCCUCCCCCAACUUCCCCACGAGUCCCCAAGAAAACAUUACAAAGAUCACAUCUCAGAUGCCAAACCACCCAGCCAACUCCUUCUACUAUCCACGCUUAAAGGAGCUACCACCAAUGGCCAGCAUAAGGAUCACUCGACAGAAGAGGCUGCCUGACCGUCAAACCCCAAUAUCCAAUCAUAUUCUGCCUAACUCCAUCAGUCCGCAGCGCUUCUCAGUGACACCACUGGACUGUGAAGUGUCUCUCUGGUCAUCCUGGGGUUUGUGUCUGGGUCCUUGCUCCAGAGGUGGCACUCGCCACCGCACCAGGUACAUCCUUCUGAGGCCAGCAAAUGCUGGCGUCCCCUGUCCUGAGCUGGAGGAACAGGCUGAAUGUGUACCACACAGCUGUAGGAAACACCACUAAUCCACACAAAUAUUGCCAGUAUUGGAUAGUGGGACUCUUACAUUAUCAUUGCUGGAUUGAGAAAGAUGUGUAUAUAUACAAUACACUUAUCAGAUCAGUCAUGGUCCGUUUGUAACCAGCAACACAAGUUUUUUAAGGUUACGCUGAUAGAGGCACACCGAUGUCACAAAUUAACACAUUUCACAUGCACACAUGCACAUGUAUCCACACAGGUAGGAACAGAAGUCUCCACACAAAGAUCCUUGCAUAUACUGCAUACUAUCAGGCAUUAGUUUACCUAUGGCACAUGCAGCUCUUUAAAAAAUAACCUCACACCCAAUUUAUAAAUAUCACCCUUCACAAGAAAAAAUAGAACCCUAAUAGCUGACUUGAAGCAUAGAGCCAGUAUGAAGAUGCUGACCUAUUUUGUAACAAAAUACAAGUAAAAUAAAGAUGAAUAUUUGUUGUAUUAUCCUUUUUGAUAUUUUAAUGUUAAGGUUUUGUACAUACUGUGCCGAUGUAUAACUUGUGAAUAAAUAUGGAGGCGUUUUUUCAAAUAGA
Solea senegalensis (Senegalese sole) is the source of this 1698-nucleotide messenger RNA. It is a transcript of the gene spon2a, whose product is annotated as spondin 2a, extracellular matrix protein. The record is from RefSeq and is a predicted model, not a curated record. Gene Ontology annotation, biological process: cell adhesion. The coding region runs from base 157 to 1158 and encodes 333 amino acids. NCBI's taxonomy places the organism in Eukaryota, Metazoa, Chordata, Actinopteri, Pleuronectiformes, Soleidae. Gene Ontology annotation, cellular component: extracellular matrix. The transcript has 6 exons.